Molecule: messenger RNA, 1483 nt
Organism: Phlebotomus argentipes
Lineage: Eukaryota; Metazoa; Arthropoda; Insecta; Diptera; Psychodidae
Product: enolase-binding protein-like
Exons: 4
Coding region: 218-1447 (409 amino acids)
Source: RefSeq, a predicted model, not a curated record
CCUGAUAAGAUUUACACAAUCGACGGAUUGAUUUUUCUCUGCCAUUCUCAUUUAGUUCGUCACCUUGAUAUCAAUUGGCUCACUCUUGUGCAACCCUCCACUUGCUGUGCUCUUGAGAUUUUGCCGCUACAUUGUGACAAACUCCAGCAAAAACUUCCUGCCAUCAUUCUAAGGCAGCAACUCACGCCGAACAGAUCCACACCUGGUGUCCAGAAACAUGAAGAGUGUCCUUGUGCUGCUCACCCUCUUGCCCGUCAUUUUUGCCGAUGACUUCUGCCUCCUGAAAGCCUCCUUCGAGAUCAACAAUCGCGUCAGCACAGAAUGCAAAGUUCCCGCCAAUUUGACCACUCCUGCUGACGUGGAGAUCCUCAAAGUCCUCUGCACGACAGAUGAAGAGGCGCCAGCGGAAGUGCAAAUCCUCACUGCCAAGCAGACAGAGUUCGGAAACCGUGAUAUUUGCACUGAAGGAGGCACAAAAACGCCCGGACUGUUUACGUGGAUCGCCUGGAAGGACUUCCACUUCACGCUGAGGCCACUGAUCAACCAGCUGAGUGAGGCGAACGUGUUCGUGGGGCGGGACAUCACCGGGAACAUCUGCAGGCUCAACAUCACGUCAGCCAGUUGCCUGAACAGCGAGAAAAGCGAAGAGGCGGCAGUUGACGUGAAGGAGGUCCUGCUGGAGCGCCUUCCUGUGGCUUACGAACUGACCAACAUCGUGUACGAUCGGUGGCGCAACGUGACCUUCCUGAACCAGACAGUCCUGACCUCUGUGAAUCUCACCAAUGCCCAGCAUAAGACGGACUUCGUCGAGGCACUCGUGCGCUUCGACUUCGAGAAGAAGAUCAACAUAACGCUGCUCGAGGGACUCGCGGCCGGCGUGCCCAUCAUCCUGCACGAGGAUCAGGGCACGCUGAGGUACACAGUCGGCGAGGUGACGAAGAAGAUGCAGUCCGGCAUCGUGUCCGUGGUGAAGAGACUCCCGGCCAGCACGUCCGCGAUGGUGCGCGUCGUUGGCACUGAGACUUUGUCCGUCAUCCACAUGUCCGCCAAACUGACCACAAUCUACGCUCGGGAUGAUCAGGGAGUGGACAAGAUCGAAGAGGGUGACGUUCAGACGUCGUGCAUCGAGACUGGAGUGAUGGACGUGCGUCCCGAGGAGACAGUGUCCAUCCACAUCGACACACCGGGAAGCGGAGGAGGGCCCAAGGCGCCCCAUGAAAUCACCAAGAGUCCAACUCUCCCUCCAAUCUACAUUCCGCCGUCCACGGAAAAUCCACCGAUUUCCCUCUUCCAGAAUCCCGGCCCAAUCUAUCCAGGCUUCAAGACCUUCUCCACCAUCGGCGCCAUUCUCUUCUUCUCCGUUUUCAUCAUAGCCAUGACAGAUGUGGCGAGGAAGAUCAUCCAAGCGCAGCGACAGAAGGAUCGCAAACUCAGGCGAGAUUAUUAGAAAAAGAGAGAAAUUUAAUAGUGUUCUAUGGAAAUA